GGCGGUCAGAAAAGAAGAGUUUCUUUAGCGGCAGCUUUAGUUCAUUCGCCACCACUUCUUAUACUCGACGAGCCCACAGUAGGUGUGGACCCACUCUUAAGGCAAAGCAUUUGGCAACAUUUAGUGACAUUGACUCAAUCGGAAAGAAUAACUGUUAUCAUAACAACCCAUUACAUAGAAGAGGCGCGUCUGGCAAAUGUUGUGGGGCUUAUGAGACAGGGAAAGCUUCUCGCAGAGAACUCACCCGAAGAACUCAUGUCUCAAUACAAAUUAGAUUCACUCGAAAACGUAUUCUUAAAGUUAUGUAUGACUGAUAUGUCCAUCAAAGCCGCUGCUUUGGCCACCACUACUGGUCUUGAGACACUUUCUGUCACCGAUCCUAACAAUAGUCACAAUCUUCACCCACAUUAUCAUCUUAUGGCCACAAAUGGAGAUCUCAAGAAUGGAUUG
Molecule: messenger RNA, 450 nt
Organism: Medioppia subpectinata
Lineage: Eukaryota; Metazoa; Arthropoda; Arachnida; Sarcoptiformes; Oppiidae
Source: the annotation of a GenBank genome assembly